AUGAGUGACGGGAAUGAGAUCCUUCUGCCCACCUUUGACGACGACGAGAGCGUGCACAACUUUGGCCUUCCUUCCUUCUCCAACCCAUCCUUCGGUGCUUCCUCAAGCACCACAUCGCUCGAUAUCUAUCCCACGUCAGAGUACCCGCGCAAUGCCUCGGUCGAGAAUCUGCCCCGACCCAGUCUUUCCACACCUGCCAGACCGACACUACAGAAGACCUCUGUAAGCUACUCGACAGGCUACUCCACCCCAGGCGACGAACGGCGACUCGGCAAGCUCUCCAAUGGCUCCAAUGCCUCAUUGGCAACGCCUGGUACCUCUAUAGGCUCUGCGCCUGGCUUCUUGCCGAAUCGGAAAGGAUCACUGGCAUCCAUCAAAAAUGCGUUCAAACCGACGGGUCCAACCCACGUCCCUCCCGUCCCGAACCUCAAUACGGCGUACCCAGCAUUACGAAAUCCAUUCUCUCGGUUCGAACCACCUGCUUCUCCGUCGUAUACCUCAUCUCCGCGGCAACACAAUGCGCUCAGAAAACAACCUACAGCUUCUGGUAAAUCGACCGGAGGUCGAUCAGCCAAUUCUCAAUCAUCUUUGACCUAUCGUCCAUCUGAGGACAAUGUCUCUCUGCCACCCGUGCCCUCGAGAUCUACACCUUCAAGGCGGCAAGGCAGUGACACCAGUGCAUAUCGCUUUCUGCGUCAGGGAGGCAGCAUCCGAGGACUGGAAGAUGUAGAUGAAGAGGGACCCAAAUCAGCUGCGGAUGAAGCUCUACAGACGAUCUGGGCAGACUUUCGGUCCGCUGCAGACAGCAAGGUGGCUCGGAUAUGUGGGAGACCGCUCAAUACCCAACCAUCGCUCCCUGCGUAUCUCGAGGUGGGCAUGGAUCCCCCCUUCGAUGCCCUUCUCGUAUCCUUUGGACAUUUGGGUAUACGCCAUGCGAGACGUGUCUUUGACAUUGUCAACGCUUGGUGCAAGCACCAUUGCGAAGGCAUCGGUGCCAACGAAGUUCGGAGCCAUAUGGACAGGUCAGCUGGUGCGUCAAUGAGAUUAGAGGAAGCGGCUGCCAUCUUGAGCGAUCGCAAGUCCUCGGCUUCAAAGUUUCUGCUCAAUCGUGUGUUGCUCGAGCUCAUCGCUGCUAUACCUCGCGACAUCUUGGCGGGCGAAUUAGGCCUGGAUCUCGAGCAAAAUGCCUUCAAUGCGUUCCGCUCGGAGAAUCUUGAAGAGAUGCAGCUCCCACACCGGCAGGCAGUCUCACAACUAGAAAUGCGGGUCCUUGGCGCAUUGUCCAACACCCGAUUUCUCACCGUUAGUGAUCGAUUUUCCCGAGAGUUGGCGAAGCUUUCAACAAGCCAAGCAAGGGAUUCCGAUGCUCGCAUGGAACAUUUACUGCAUGGUGUCCGGCAGCUCAAGCUCAAGGUCUAUCCUGAAAGCGAAUUGGAGAACUCGGCCGAAUUUGUCCAAGAACUGGCGACCCUGUACAUCAAUGUGCAGAGAGAAGGUUUGAGGUUGGCCUAUACCGAGACUUUUACACACUUACUCCAUCCCGUCGCUGAGACCGCCACGGCGGAGGUCAACCAUCCCUUGUGGUCUAAAGCUGUCGACUUGAUCUUGUCAAGGUCGCAGACAAUGGUCACUCGGCCCCGGAAUUGGUCAAUCGCCUUUCCUUUGGUUAUAGUGGCAUUGGCAGUUUCUCCCCGCGAGGUCUUCAUGUCCAACUGGAUAUCGUGUUUGGAGGCAAUUACGACCAGAUUGAGAGACCGGCCAACACGGCCCAUCGCCAUCAAUGCUUUGCACCGCAUGCUAUGGGUUUACCUCAAUAGAUGCUCGGAGAGCUCAACUUCUAUGAGGAAGAGAUUAGAUCCAAUCAUUCGACUCGUUUAUUCGACCAACGGUGGCUUGCUUGGACCCGACUUGCCCGUCCACCCAUUUGCUGCCAUUCUGCACGCGAUCAUGGCGAGAGACCUCGAGUAUGGUGAAGAAUUUAUAUCUGAGUUCCUUCGCGGCGACGCCUUGGCUCAGAUGGACAGGACAACAUCCCUUGUUCGGGCCAUUGGUCGCGUCCUCCAAGAUCUGGUGGAAGAUCGCCCAGCAGCAUGGCCAAGUGCAUCCGAUUUCGAAUCCUUUGACGAAGACGGAACUCUCGAAGGAGAACCGCUCUCUGAUGAUCUCUCGGCCAAACCUGAGAUUACCUCAUUUCUCAUUCACGCCAAAACUGCGCUCACCGAGCUCUUACUGUCCUGUGAUCGCUCCAUCGGGUUCCUGUUGUUGUCCAACGACAACGUCUCGGUGGUCUCGCAUUCAUCGAGUGCGGCAUUAGAGGGCUCGGAGCAGGUCACACGGAAGCACGGCGACAUCUACGUGACCUUUUCGGGCCGUCACGUUCCAACCAUGCGGCUCUGCGCGACCCUGCUCGACCUGAUGCCGCGAUGCCUUGACGCGACUAAUUUUGGUCAAGUAGCUAAUAUCCUCUGCCGCUCAUCCUUUUCAGCAGAUCCGGUCAUAGCAGCAGCUGCGGGGGGCGCCAUACGACGAUGCUCACAGGAUUCACAGCACUGUCUCGCCUUGGCGACGACUUUUAUGCAAUUCGUCUUUGAGACUCGACACGUGUUUCGAGAUACUUUCAUGGGCGUCCGCUUGCUGGAAAGACAAUUUGAUCGGGUCACUGAGAUUUGGCUGGAUCUGCUACAGACUCUUGUCGGACACCAGCGCUUGGCAUCGACAGACGAAGACGAAGGCGGACUCAAGCUAGCUGCUGGAUUCAUUCAAAGAAUUGAAGGGUGCGGCUUAUUCCUUCUCUGCUCGACCAGUCUUUCCCUGCGCCGCCUUGCCACUAGGAUCCUGGCGGCUGCUCGUGAUCUGGAACCUCAACGUCGUAUGCCUUCAGCUCCGUUCCGAUACUCUCGUAUCAACAUCGGCAAAGAGACCCUCACUCGAGUGGUACAGUUGUUCGAGAUGACUCUCGAUGAAGGAGAAAUCAAGCGCAUUCGAUCUUCGCCGUGGCUCAACUCAACAGAUCGGCAUCGCUUAGACCUUUUGGCGGCUGAAAAGUCUAGGUUGUUGGCCAGGAUCGCUGAAAGUGAUAAUAGCAAAGACGCAGCAUUAUGGCUGGGGAUCUUCCCCUUGUUUGUGGGGAAACUUGUCGAGCAGAUCCCCGACGUUGCACAAUGCCUCCGUUCGGUCGUCAUCACGAUGGUGCUCCGCCUGCAGGGUCAUAUCGCCGUAACCGCCUCGAACGCGGCCAGUCGUGCCACGCCAGGAAUGCGAACCCACCCUAGCUCAGGAAGGAAUACAGUCGACAUGGGCUCUUUAGCGGAGUAUUGGAGAGCAUACCUAUCUGUCUUAUGCGUCACCAUGCCCGGUCAACUUCAGACGCCCGCCACUCCUCCUGUGCAGCGUACCAAAGACGUAAUCAUUCUUACGCCCGACACCAUCAGCUCGCCGGCCUUGUUCCACUACUUGACUUGGGUCUUUGGAUGGGAGGACCCCCGCUUCAAGGAUGCAGCUGUAUACGCUAUUGGCGCAAUCGGUCAGGCACUGCUGCGGCCUGUAUCUGAUAUCAUGCUGGGCGUCGUACGGCGGCUCGCCGACGGCUCAAAGAUGGCAGCUUCAAGACGGUCGAUGCCAAAUGCUGCGCUAUGGACAGCUUUGGCUCAUGUCUUCCGGCUCAUUUCUCCUCUUCUUUUAGAGUCGAGAGCAUCUCAGUUGAACAAUCUCUCUUCCAUCAUCAGCUUUGUCAAGAUUACUCACUCGCUCUUAUCCGAGCGAGGCAUCAAGGACGACUUUGACCUGCAGUCACUCCGGAGGUCUUUCUGCAUUGUCGUGGAGAAUCUCACCAACGCCUUGGGCAAGCUUGACUCGUCUGAAAGAUUCCUCGGCGAGGAUAUGCGUGGCGCCAUCUUCAAGCUGUGUUUCGAGUGGUGUCACAUCGGACGACGACCCGACGUGGCCAAAGCCCGCGAAUCGCAUAUGCUACAGGCGGCCGCUGAGGGCUACAGGGGAGAGAGGGACAGGGCUCAAUACCUGGACGACUUGCAGGCAAAGACCAAGCUCUUAUCUGCAGCCGCCGCUGAUGCCAUGGCUGGGCUUUGCCAAGGAAAGCUCAUCUCGAACGAGACCACUCCGGCGGCGCAGAUCUCGGAGCAUGUCGUCGAGCCGUUGACAGUGCUGCGGUGGAUUAGAGGCAUGUUCUCUUCGCCCAAUACGGCGCAUCACGAGACUGCAAGUAAAGCGUUGUUUGCCCUAAUCAAGUACAAUUGGCAUUGCACCCGCCUUUUGGAUGAAGUGCUACACCAGUCGUUUGGUGAGGGCGAGCAGUUCUCGCUCGACUCGUCCUUUUUCGGCGUUGUUGCGGACACAUUGGCUGAGGGUCUGGUUCAACUACCGGUCCAGCAGACCGCGUGCUUGUGCCUAUCGAAGCUGGGUCAUCCAGUUGCCGAUGUGCGCCAGCGAGCCUUCCAGCUGUGUCUGUCGUUGGUGUCUGAAGAGGACCGCAAUGCGGACUGUUUAGAGCGACUGUAUCCGUCGGUCGGGAGUCAAGCGACCGGCAUCUACCUCGACGCUCAGAAGCAAAUUGCGGCUUGCCUCGCACGGGUCUAUGGCGAUCGCGCUCUGGACUUUUUGACCGAAUGCACCGCUCGUCUUGGUCAGCUGGAGGCCCCUCGACGGCAGGCAACGCUGUCAAUUAUACCUGCAUGGCUGUCACACCUCGAUUUGGCACCCGACACGUCAAUGGUAUCAGACGAAGAUGCCAAAGUAGAACACGGCGCCUUAUCCAAUUUGAUGUAUCUCAGCGUGAGAUUCGGGGAUGACCAUCUUGACGAGAUCCGACGAAUCUUCAAAUCCUUCGCCGAGAGCCCCGAUUCAGGUAACACACACGCCCUCACCAGAUACCUCUUUGAUCAAGGGAGUCGCCGCAAGUCGCUCGAUUUCGUCUCGCAUGCUCAGCGCGUCAUGGCGUGCUUGGCUCAGAGCACAGCUGUUGAGACCAUGUUCGACGACAUUUUCAGUCUCGUCGAGCCGUCAGCCAUGGCUGCACUGCCUGAAGCGAACCCUCCGCCAGAAUCUGACUCAUCGCUGGUCAACCUUGAUUCAUUGUUCACCUCGCAUUCCAAAUCCCAGGUCUUUUCGACCGGUCAGCUGGCCCUGCUUUUCAUUGGGGAGCUCCUACCGCUGCGACUUGGUGAAGCCGAGCUCAGCAAGCGUAUGUUGACCCUCCUGCAUGUCGCAUUAAUUCACUGUGAUCACCCCGGCUCGGCACUGAGGGAUCAAUGUCAGAGCAUCUUCUUUCAAGUUCUCCGCGCCUGGACUUGCGACACUUCUUUGGUCCGGCCAGACGAUUCUCGUUCCGCUUGGUCCAUCGCUCAAGCCAAAGUGACUUCCUUGUCACGCGCACGAGGUAGCAUCUUUUGGAAAUCAGAUGAUGCUGGAGCAGUAGACAGUGCCUUUUCGGCACCAACCAAGAUGUCCACCUUGAUCCUCAAGGUUUUCGGUAUCCUUCUACCUUUACAACCUCGACUCAGACAACAGUGGGGUGAGCUGGCUCUACUGUGGGCCACAUCGUGUCCUAUACGGCAUCUUGCGUGUCGAUCUUUCCAGGUGUACCGAGUUCUAGGACCGCGCGUCAACGCUCGGAUGAUCUCUGACACGCUGGCUCGGCUAUCGAGCACUAUCGCUUCGGCAUCCCCUGAGAUUCUAUCAUUCAACUUGGAAGUCUUACGCACGUUCACCGCUAUUGUGCAGAAUCUUUCAGCCUCGGAAGCGUCCAACCAUCCACAGUUAUUCUGGUGCACCAUGGCAUGUUUGACCACGCCGUUCGAGGACGAAUUCACUGAAGUAAUCGAACUGCUCUCGCAUAUUUUGGACAAAUUCAAUUUGUCGGACCCAGAGACGAUAUCUCAGCUCAUGGCUAAUCGGCCAGCCGAAUGGGUCGGACCCGCACCUCACUUGCAGAGUCUACUUUUGGUCGGCCUGCGAUCCUCCAAGACAGUGAUGAUGACAUUUGAUCUGAUCCGGCGACUUGCUUCCUCUCCAAAUGACGAGCUUGUCGAUGCGUCGGACGAUCGCCUCUUGAAUGGUUUCGUGGCGGCUCUUCCGUGGAUGCUACAGUCCACAGACAUCGGGGAACCGAAUGAAGAACUCGCAACAAUGGCAUUGGAUCUUGCCGCCAUUGCGGAGGCGCAAGGGCACCAGUCAUUUGCCCGUCUCCUCACUUCCUUUGCUCACGUCCGUUUCCGAUCUAAGGACGACUUUGUCAGCCAGGCAUGUUCACUCUUACGUGACUUUUGUCGCGACAAGGCAUUGGAAGUGGUUACCAUUCUUCUCGGCUUCGUCCUCAACAGUCAUGAUUGGAUGCGAGAGAAAGCGAUCACAGUGCUCAAAAUUCUUUUCCAGUACCCCGAAGCUCGAGCGUGUCUAGUCCAUCACGGCGAUGAGCUGCUCGCGCCCAUCCUGCGAUUGGUCGGUACGAAUUACGCCACCUCGGCUUUGGACCUGUUAGACCUCCCCGUAAUGCAAUCCGACCAGACCAAGGGGAAAAGUAUAUUUGGUCAUAUCGAGUCCAGUGGAUGGUGCAUUCCAAGCGCCAAGGACUUGUCCAUCGUGACCCGGGACAACGUCAGCGCUGUCUUCAAGACCUGCGCUAAAGAGACAAGGGCCGCAUCAGCACAUUACUCGGUGGUGCAGUUCAAAGACAUGAAGCCGUUCGAGAACCCCAGCCAGGUGUCGCUGGAUCUACCCUCGCCACAGGCGUCAACGGUCGGCGUCAUGGAAAACGCGUCGUUGGGCGACCUGGUUGGCGCCUUACAUAGUCUCAAUCAAUUUUUUGACGAUGGACUGGAGGGUAGCCCGGAGCGUACGAAGACAAAGGGAUAUCAUUACAAGCAGCCAUCCGAGAGUCUGAGCGAUCGAAGACUGAGGAUCGUCAUGGCGCGCGGGCGACACAAUCAGUCCAUCUCGAGCCCGAUAUCUGAGAAAUCGCUGGAUUCAACUCGGAAACAUCAACAUACCAUCUCCGACUCUACAGCCUCUACCACAUCCUCAGAUCACAAUUCGGACGAUCUCACGCGUCGGCCAUUGCAAACUUCCAGUGGUGUCAAUGUCGAUCGAUUCCAAGCUCGAGCAGGGGUUCCCCGACCUCGCUUCCAUGCACAGAACCCAUCGUACUCAUCGACCGAUAUGGACAGCUCUGUCGAAUUCGACCGUAUCGAGGCGAAUCUCUGGGGUCUGGAGGAUGAUACGGCGAACGUAUCUAGUGGUAGUCUACAAAGUCAUUUCUAUGCUCCUUCUGGAGGCAGUACGCCGAACGGACGACGGGCGGGAUUCCUGGCCAGGAGUGAGGAAAGUAGCGGCGAUAUCACGCCGUCAAUCGGUGACGAUUAG
Molecule: messenger RNA, 7374 nt
Organism: Kockovaella imperatae
Lineage: Eukaryota; Fungi; Basidiomycota; Tremellomycetes; Tremellales; Cuniculitremaceae
Product: cell morphogenesis N-terminal-domain-containing protein
Exons: 6
Coding region: 1-7374 (2457 amino acids)
Biological process (GO): cell morphogenesis
Cellular component (GO): cell cortex; site of polarized growth
Source: RefSeq, a predicted model, not a curated record